AUGUCCCUCAUUCAGCAGGUGCUGGUGGAUGAAGGAUACAAGAACCUGAACUGGUUCGAGAGACAUGUGGCGGAAGACAGAGUGGAUGAUUUGAUCGUGUGCUUUGCUGGACUUUCGGAGAAAAUUCCAGAUUUUCCCUUGGCGCCUGGACCGAAAUUCCAUAAAGAUUAUUAUCAGGUGAUGCAUGGUGUUGUGCCUGUCAUAGAAGAGAAACAGACACCUUCUCUUGACUCUCGAUCUGAGUCUGAAUUCGAUUCAAACCAAGAAGACCAUGGGGGCACAGAGGAUCCAGAUCUCAUCAGUGCAGAAGCAGUCAUCAAAGCUGGAUGGAGAGAGUGUAAAGAUGCACAGCAGUUUGUGGAUCUGGUAGGCUUAGGGAAUAUGGCAGCUCAAUGUCUUGUUCUGUUGUUUUCUGAAGAAAAAGAAGAAGUUAACUUCAUCACUUGGAUCAAGGAGGCAGCCGAGGAUUACCUUGGUCAGGUUCAACAUUGCCUCCAAGCCGGCCUCUGGCAAGGCAUCCAAUGGAUGGAAAUUCAGCCAUCUCCAGAUAAAGAAGAGAAUGAUCUCAUCUUUAUAUACUCGGAGCUUUUGACAAUCAGCCUGUGUCCGAAGAACUCCAAGUUAUCUGCCUACCAUGAUCUCCUGCAAAGGUUGUUGCCAAAGGAUGAGAACUUGAAACCCCGGGGACUGUCGCAAUCUUCCCAAGAAGCUGUCUUCUAUCGUGAUAUUGAGGACACAAGGCGCAUCACACCGGCUGUCUAUGAAGAGGUUCUAAAACGGUUCCAGGAAUUUCGUCCUCGAGAAAAAUGGCUUGGGCCAUUCACGGCAAUCAUUGGACCUCAAGAGAGCGGCAAAACAUCUGUUAUGGGACAGAUCGCACAGCAGGGCUACACGUAUGUUGCCUAUGUCUCGUUCGCAGAGCCCAAUUCAACGACCUUCCUAGGGCGGUCGGAGCUAGCCCACAGAUCUCGUAGCCCCGAAAUAUGCCUUGCCAAUGUUGAGCUUUGCCGACAGAUCGGUAUAAGCCCACGAGUGUUUUUCGACUUGCAGGUGAGGAAGCACUUUGGAGGGUUCCAAGAGCGCCUUCGCUGGGCGCUGCUGAAGUGUCAUUCAGACAUCGAUAGUGAGAUGUUCCGGAUUCGAGGACAGUUCAGAGGAAAACCUGAUCACGAGAGUUUCAGUGAGAUUCUGACCAAGUAUGUUGAACGCUACAAACAAAAUCAGAAGAUCAUAUUCGUGUGCACGCAUGCAAAGUGGAAGACGUACCAAGAAUACCACCAUCUCAUGGACGUCAAGGACGAUGAGUUGGUCAUCAAAGAAGGCCACCCAUCAGUUCUACUAUGCUUUGAUGAAUCUGGUGGGCUUGUGACGAUUGCAGAGGAUGAGAUGGUCUGGUUUGAGAAACUGAUCAAGGCUAUCUGCAAUCGCUCGCACGAUCAGUGGGGGGAGAAGGAUCGGUUCUUCAGCGUGUUUCUUGAUCGAAAGACGAGAGAUCCAUAUCUCAAGUCCCCGGCAUCUCACAAGGAGGUAUUCAAGCCGAUUGAUCUGGAUUAA
This is a messenger RNA of Aspergillus wentii DTO 134E9, 1554 nucleotides long. RefSeq lists its product as uncharacterized. Bases 1 to 1554 code for a protein of 517 amino acids. NCBI's taxonomy places the organism in Eukaryota, Fungi, Ascomycota, Eurotiomycetes, Eurotiales, Aspergillaceae. The record is from RefSeq and is a predicted model, not a curated record. The transcript is spliced from 2 exons.